CAAAUGUAUUACAGAACAUCUUAGUAAAAUCUGUGAUCCAUAUAGUAAAUACUUAAUUUUCAAACUGUCAAUCAAUUAUUUCAAACUUGACUGUUCCUUCUGCAAAAUGUCAAUCAACUGUCUCGAACUUCAUUGUUCUUUCGUUCUAAUAUCAAUCAUUCUUUGUUCUCGUCCUCUUUUCUUCCGAUCUUCUUAACCAUCUACCUCUAGACAUUUCAUUUUUGAUUAACGAUACAUACUACUUAUAUCUGCCGGUAUCAUUAGCACAUACCAUACUGCUACAAUAGUGAACAAGAACAUCAGUAGGGACAAUCGAAUAUAUUUGACACGAUAUUACAGAGUAUCUCAAUAAAAUCUAAGAACUAUAUAGCAAAUAGUUAAUUUGCAAAAUAUUAAUCCAUCGUCUCAAACUUCAUUGUUCCUUUUGCAAAUAUCAGUCCAUUGUCUCGGAUUUCAUUGUUCAUACAUUUACAUAUUAAUUGCGCUCCGUUUCCGUUUUCUUUCCUUAUCGAUCUUCUACUGAAAUACAUUCUAUACCCAACCACGGUUAUAUACUACUUAUACGGAUAUAAUUAAGCGACAUCAUACUAUAAUGUUUUGUUUAUUAAAAUGCUUAGUUCAAAUCAUAAUUUAUAAUAUAUAUUUAUUCAAAAACAGUUAACAAUAUUAAACUAACUUCACAUCACAUGUAUAAAGAUUUUCAUGAUAUUCAAUUCAUUUCAAUAUGACCAUUAACAAGGUUAGUAUAAAAUGAUCCAAUCUCAUUCAAUGAUUUCUAUUACAAUGAGUGUAUUGGCUACAUCAUUAUUAUUCUAUGCCAUAAAUAUGAAAUCAUGUUAGUGUAAUACAUUACAACUUUAUGAUAAAACAAAUUAUGAACAAAUUCUUUUAUCAUAUACCAUUUAUAUUGAUUUAUUAUAUUAUUAAAAUCAAUUGUAAUAUCGAUUCAAAAUCAAUAAAUCAAUCAAUUAUUUAUGAACCGAAUUGGAAUUCAUUAGAUAAACGUCCAUUACCAAGUUGGUAUGAUGAAGCUAAAAUUGGUAUAUUUAUACAUUGGGGUGUAUUUUCUGUACCUAGUUAUAGGACUGAAUGGUUUUGGUGGAUGUGGCAAGGUGACAAAACAAUAAUGCCUGAAAUACCGGAAUAUAUGCGUAAAUAUUAUGAACCAGAUUUUGCAUAUGCUAAUUUUGCAAAACAAUUUCAUGCGGAAUUUUUCGAACCUGAUAAAUGGGCUGAUUUAUUUCAGAAAUCAGGAGCACGUUAUGUAGUACUUACUGCGAAACACCAUGAAGGUUUUUGUAAUUGGCCGUCUAUUAGUUCAUGGCAAUGGAAUUCAAUGGAUAUUGGUCCAAAUCGUGAUUUGGUCGGUGAUUUGGCCACAUCCAUUCGUAAAAGAACUAAAUUAAGAUUUGGUGUCUAUCAUUCCUUAUUUGAAUGGUUUAAUCCAUUAUAUUUGUACGAUAAAGAAAAUAACUUUACAACACAAACAUUUGUUGAACAAAAAACAAUGCCAGAAUUAUAUGAUUUAGUAUUACGUUAUAAACCAGAAGUGAUUUGGUCUGAUGGUGAUGCUGGUCCAGAUACUUAUUGGAAUUCAACACAAUUUCUUGCUUGGUUAUAUAAUGAAUCACCUGUAAAAGAUACAGUUGUUACAAAUGAUCGUUGGGGUAAUGGUUGCCCAUGUAAACAUGGAGGUUACUAUUCAUGUGAUGAUCGUUAUCAUCCUGGUAAAUUAGUGAGACAUAAAUGGGAAAAUUGUAUGACAUUAGAUUGUUGUUCAUGGGGGUUUAGAAGAGAAAUAACUUUAGAUAAAAUAUUAACACCAGAACAACUUAUUUCUGAAGUUAUUGAGACUGUUACUUUUGGUGGAAAUAUUCUCAUUAAUGUUGGUCCAACUUCAUGGGGAACAAUUUUACCUAUUUAUGAAGAACGUUUAUUACAAUUAGGCGAAUGGUUGUCUAUAAAUGGUGAAGGUAUUUACGCCACUCAACCAUGGAGAAUUCAAAAAGAACCAAAUUAUGAUUUUGUUUGGUACACUUAUAAACCUGCAUUGAUUGAUAAGAAUAUAAAUGAAUAUAUGAAAAUGCCAUCUCUAUAUUUAUUGAAUAGAAUAUCUUCUAUGAAACAAAAUCCAUCUAUUGUAUAUGCACAUUUAACAAAAUGGCCAAAUAAAUAUUGUCACAAUUUCACAGAAACAAUAAAUGAUCAAUCAAUACAAACAAGAACAUUUUGUAAAAGAGAAUUACAUUUACGAUCAAUUAAUGCUCAUCCAAAUUUAUCUAAUUUUACUUUAUUAGAUGGAAGUUUAACUGGUAUUCAAUUAUCUUAUCGAAUCAUGAAUAACACUACAAUGAAUGGUGUAAUUAUUAAUUUACCUGAUUUAAUUAUGAAUAAUGAUAAUAGAAAUAUAUUGAAAUAUGCAUGGACAAUACGUAUGAUCAAUGUGUUUUAAUAAACUAUUGACCUUGAUCUAUGAUCUGAUACUAAACAAACAAACAAACAAACAAGCAAACAAACAAACAAACAAACAAGCAAACAACAAGCAAACAAACAACCAAGCAAACAAACAAACAACCAAACAAACAAGCAAGCAAACAACCAAACAAACAGACAAGCAAACAAGCAAACAAACAAACAACCAAACAAACAAACAAACAAGCAAACAAACAAACAAACAAACAAGCAAACAAACAAACAAGUGAACAAACAAACAAACACACAAGCAAACAAACAAACAGUGUAAACAGUUCAUAAAUGUUAUUUUCAAAUGAUUUUACUAUUAGGUUAAUUGUUUAAAAUAAUUAAAACUAACAAUAUUAUUAGUAGUAUCUCAAUGAAAAGAGAAAAAUAAAACUGAAUUUUUAAUAUUGUAUAACUUUGCAUAAAUUGUGUUUGUUUUAGCGGUUAAUAUAAAAUAUAAUUAACAGAGAAUAUACGAGGGUAAAGAGGAGUAUUCUAUUUCAAUAAUGAUCAUCAUACAAUCUGAUUAGUGACAGAUAUAGUUGUGAAGUGUUCAAUAUUCAAUUUUCUGUGAGAUUAUAAUUUAUGAAUGAACCAAUCAGAUUUAACAUAACAGGUUUUGAAUUUUAGCGCGAAAUUAAUUCAUUCAUUUAGCUUCAUUUAGUUUUAUCAAUAUAGUUGAUAUUAGUUCAUGAUAAAAACCCUAUAUUUGCAUCCUGAUCUUAACUAUUAACUGUAAAUAAUAAUCGUAAUUCUUUACACUGGUUUAUAACCUUCAUUUAACCGUAGUGUGCUGUUGAACAUUGUCAGGGUCGCUUUAGCGUCACUUCAAGGUCAUCUAUAAAAUAUAGUCUCACAGUUUUGUUUUAAUUCCUUAAAAACUUGCUCAUUUAGUAUCAUUUCUAAUAUGUAAUUUGAUUAAUUUGAUAUGAUCAUAGAAACUAUAUAAUUUAUAGACUUUUUGAAUUUCUUGUUUCUAUGUAAAUCAAUAAAAAUUUCGAAAC
This is a messenger RNA of Schistosoma bovis, 3464 nucleotides long. Lineage: Eukaryota; Metazoa; Platyhelminthes; Trematoda; Strigeidida; Schistosomatidae. The record is from the annotation of a GenBank genome assembly.